Molecule: messenger RNA, 327 nt
Organism: Strongylus vulgaris
Lineage: Eukaryota; Metazoa; Nematoda; Chromadorea; Rhabditida; Strongylidae
Source: the annotation of a GenBank genome assembly
AUGACGCUAAGUGUAGUGCAUAAACGUCCACUGCUAUUUUCAAUCGUUAGCUCAUCCCUUGUCGUCUGCGCGCUUUGUGCUCUUGUGGAUUGUGAAGGCCGACGACGAUUCCCCAUCAAUAUUUGUAUUCUGUCAGCUGGAUUUGUACCAGUAAUUGCUAUUAUUGUUACAGUCGCAAGAUCCCAUUCUGAGACUGUCGAACGGCUCAAGGAACGCUAUGAAGCACAGGUUGGUGCCUUGUUUUUUCUGAAAUUUUUCGGGUUAAAAGAUCGUCUUUAUCUGAAAAAUGCACUGGUUUUGUUUCUAUCAUUUUUCGAAGACAAAUAA